Molecule: messenger RNA, 649 nt
Organism: Coregonus clupeaformis (lake whitefish)
Lineage: Eukaryota; Metazoa; Chordata; Actinopteri; Salmoniformes; Salmonidae
Gene: bglap
Product: bone gamma-carboxyglutamate (gla) protein
Exons: 4
Coding region: 87-401 (104 amino acids)
Biological process (GO): regulation of cellular response to insulin stimulus; osteoblast differentiation; response to vitamin K
Cellular component (GO): extracellular region
Molecular function (GO): hydroxyapatite binding; structural constituent of bone; calcium ion binding
Source: RefSeq, a predicted model, not a curated record
UUCAUGUACGGGUGAGAGAGAGAGAAGCAAGACAGAACAGUCUAAAUUUCAUACUUCUUGAUCGUCCAGAUCGUGAACCAACAGCAAUGAGAAAGAUGAAGACCUUGGCCAUCCUUGUCCUCUGUGCUCUGGCAUUUGUGUGCCACUCUAUUGGAGAUUCCUCUACCGCCACUGCCUCAAAGGCUGCUAGUGAGAAGAGAGUGGGUGUGUUUGUUAAGAAGGACCUGGCCUCCACUUUGGUGAGACAGAAGAGAGCCGGCACUGCCCUUGCAGACUUGUCCCUGACUCAGCUGGAGAGUCUGAGGGAAGUGUGUGAGCUUAACUACUGGUGUGAGAACAUGAUGGACACAGCUGGGAUCAUUGCUGCCUACACCGAAUACUAUGGACCAAUCCCAUACUAGAUGUCAACCCACUCCACCAACCAACUUCCAUUCUGCAAGGCUUUUUGGAGAGAAAUUGUUGUAAUGUUUUGAGGAUGUAACUUCUGAAUAAAUCUUUUAAAAUGUAGUAUAAAUUGAUACGGUGAUAGAGGGAGAGAGAGAGAGCGAGAGAGAUAGAGAGAGGACAAUGAGAAGUUAUCAAGAGAACUGUUGAUGCAUUUGGUAAUAUUCUGUAGUGUAGUAUGGACGAUAAAGAUAUCAAAACAUAA